AUGGAGAAGAAAGACACUGUCCUCGGUCAUAUUUUCACCCCAGCUGGGGUUUCACUAUCAUCGGAAUGGGUGGUACGUUCGCAGUGGUCCCGAAUUCUAGCAAAUGGAAUGGUUUCUUUCACUGCGCAGCUAGCUGGAGAUGCAAGCCACCGCAACGGCGAUACCCUUGGAAAUUGUGAAGACGAGGAGCAUCAACGCUUCAAUCCAUGGCACGGCAUUGAAGAUGAAUAUUUAUCAGAACCUCUCUCCAGUCCACAGCUUCUUCUUCAUCUAGGAGGCCAGGUGGACAUGAGUCGUGCAUUUACCAACGAGGAGCUCGCCGCUCUUGUGGUUCCUAUCGCUAGUCAAGUCGAAAGUAGCGCCCAUGAUGAAAAUAGUGACGACUUCCAGCGUCUACGGUCAGAAUUACGGUUCCGGCUGCAAGAAGUGUAUCGCAUUGCGUGGACAGUUCCUCCGAUAAAUCGAAUACUCGGAUACACUAGCAAUCUCAUGCUUCUCAACGAAGACGUGGAUCUUUUUUUUAACCAAAAGAAUCUCCGCUCUAUUCUCGACAAUUUCGGAAAUCACAGAGUACCCGACGCCACGCUAACCAAAAUCGUGGAGAUACUCAGAGGAAUUACGUUCGAGCUGUGGCAACUUUAUCAAAACCAACUCUGGGUCGAGCUGGCGUAUGGCAGCAAGAGUAGUGGUAACAAAGUCGCAUUCACCACAACAUUUGGCAUCAACCGCAUGAUCGUUGUCAAUGUUAGUCACGAAGUCUACGAGUACUGCACUCAGUCUUGGAAGGUUAUCGAUGAAGCUCUAGAGACUUCAAGCUCUUCUGAGGUUAAGCAAGCUCGAUCAGCGUCCACACGACCCAAAAAUCCUGUGCAGCAGCUUGUUAUGGUUAUUUCAGGUGAUCUGAUGAUGUGGGGGGCGUCUAAACUCUAUCCUGCUCUGCGGACAGAAAUCGUCAAGUUGCUUGAGAAACUUUUUGCGUGGAAAUUUGUGAACCGAGUCCAUCGAGAAGUUGCAGUGAUAUGCUGUCGUAAGAGUGGCAGCUCCAUCUCCUUCGAGAUAACAGACGAAAAACUCAGCGAAAAGCUGACGCUCACGUCUGUUGGCUCCAUUAGUGAGGCUCGUGAGCUGCUUCAUCGGGACCAGAGGAGAGCUAAGGGAGCUACAGCAGUCGUAGGGAAAGGUGCAGCAAUUUCCAAAGGAUAUUUUUCCAACCGAUUUUCAUACGCGAGUGUCACCAACACUGGAAGUGGCCAAUUGGCUACUCGAUGCCGGACGUUUGUAAGCUAUCGCUUUGUGAGUGACUAUCGGCGAGGGUUUUUAGACGAGACUAUUCGCUUCUUUCCACGUGUGACGUUGCCUAAGGCUGUCCUCGGACCUGUCAUUGGACGAAUGGUUCUCACGGAGGCUUCAAAAGCAGUCUCCGAAGAACCACUUGCUGAGGGUGAUCCCGGUGAUCCAGUGAAAAUGAACUUCACGGUGCCAAUUCUACUCGAGAUUGACGCAGAUGCUCGCGUUGUGUGUGUUGUGACGGACAUCCUCGCCAACCAAGAUAUCCGCGUAGUAGCAGCUUUGAGGCGCUAUCAGCCGCACGUGUUUGGACUUCCAUUGCUGGUACCAGAACGUCGAUAUGUUUACCGUUUUGAGGGAAUUGCGAACUCGGAAACCCGUCGUGGGAGCUUUCACACGCCUUCCUGCGCGUCAGCUGCAGUGAAUUUCAUGACUGUAAGUUCAAACUUCCCCGAACAAAUGGACGAGUCGGGUGACAGUUUGUGGGUGGCGAUCAAAAAUCGUGUUCAAGUGUCUUGGUGCGGUCUCGACAUGGUUUUGCACUUGGGAGGCCAAGUACCGAUGCACGAAGCUGCUAUUGAGUGUUUUGAGUGGGCUCCGUCACAUGAGGCAUCAUUGCGUCGAAAGAUUCGACAUCGUCUUCAGCAGCGUUAUCGUAUUUGUUGGAACGUGCCAAACGUACGUGAAACACUCGCACAUACCAGCAAUUGGUUCCUACGCUCACAAGCCGACAUUGCUCCAUUCUUCCGAAAUCAUGAAAUACUCAACACGAAAGCUGCGCAACUUGUGCUUUCUGAGGCUAAGACAAUUGCUGCGGACUACCAACUUUCACUGAUGCGGCAUGACAACGAAUUCACGGCGGAAAACGUCGACGAACAAAGAGGCACAGCACAAUUCAUUCAGACCGGCGAAGUUGGAAUUUUCAUGUGUGAUAUACGAAGCACCCCUCGCGACGACGUGGUGACUUGCAAUAAUCGCCUCAUGACUCCCCUUACCCAGCAGGAGGGUGCAGUUAUCGGGGAAAAGCAAUGGCUGCAACUCGAGAAAGCUCUCAAAAAGAAGGCAGUAAUGAUAUUUGUGCUUUGCCUGGAGCUUCCACUCAUUCUCACAGACGCAAAACACGUGGACGCUAUGCGUGAAGAAGCUUCUUCUUCUGGAUCCGAUUCUGCUCAAGAAGAAGCGGUUGGUCGAUGGAAGUUGUAUGACCGUCACGAAAUAUCUCAACAUUGGGUUUCGUGCCGUCGACAAUUAGAGCAACUGCUGAAUCUACUUUUUCGAUGGAAGGCGAAGCACCGAGGCCGAGAUGUGGUCGUAUUGAGCGGUGGAAUGCGCGUUGGCCUCGAAACUUUGCUACAAGAUCGGGAGACCAAAUUAUCCGUACGCAACCUCACCGUCGGUCCAGUGACAGCGCGUGUUGAACCUGAUUUCGAGAACAUUCCACUCCAUGGUACGGCGUGCCCCACAUUUCUCGGUGGUGCGCGAGAUGAACGGUUCACUUUCGCUCACAAAGUAUUGAGCAGCAAAAACUACCUUUUAACCCAUGCUGUGAUAACUCGCGAACAGACGGAAUUUAUCGCCGAUGAAGCAGCUCACCCCAUUACUCUGCAUCGACGCUUCCCAACGUGGUGGGUCAACUACGUUCCCAUGGGAAAGGUUGUCUUCUGGGACGACACCGUUAUGAUGCGAGCACAGUCCGACGAGGAUGUGACUGCAUUGGCACAGUACCUUCAUGAUGGACGCGAGUUCACAGCCGCACUUGAGGUUCUGUUCGAGAAACAUCAAUUCGCCGAGGCUGCUCGAAUGGAGGAACUGCGCAGUAAGCAUCGAAGACGACAGCGAGGUCCUGAAGAAUUGAGAUCAAGUCUUCGCGCAGUCUUUGCAGAGCUGUGGAAGGUACUUCCUGAAACAUAUCGACAACGAGUGGCCUACUUCCAGGACGACUUCGUGUUUGACUUCUUGCUAGGAUAUCUGGCAUCUGAGCUGUUCGAGGACAACGAAGCGCAAGAUGAAGAGGUCGAAAGGCCACCACUGGAGUUUGCCGCGUUCUCCACACUCUGUCGAGACUUCAUUUUCAACGCUGGUAUGCUCAACUUGUGUCUGGUAAUGCAGCAGGAGGACGAGCGUCGUCAGGCUGCACUUCGACGAGCUGAGGGACGUCGUCAGGCUGCUAAGCGGGACGCUCUACGGACUCAACAAGAGCAGCAACGUGCCGAAGAAGAAGCUGAACUUGAACGUCUGCAACGAGAGAAUCCUCAAGAAUACGCAAAACGCAAGUUGGCGGAGCAGGAAGUUGCUCAGAAGGAGAAACAAGCAAAAGCUGACGCAGCACGCGAGCGACGCAAGGUCGAGAAGCUUCGUGUUGUGGAAGAAGAGCUGGCCAUUGCAAAGGAGCAGCGCAAACUCGACAAGUUGGCAGAACGUGGAGAUGAUCCGCAACAGUUUAAUCGCCGACGUGAAGUGCUAGCUGCUCGAGUGCGUAAAUUGGAGGAACGCAAGCGUUACCGAGAAGCUGCUGAGGCUCGUCGUCGCGAGAAGAAGGAGAGCAAGAAGAAAGAGAACGUUACCUGA
This is a messenger RNA of Phytophthora infestans T30-4, 3855 nucleotides long. RefSeq lists its product as uncharacterized. The record is from RefSeq and is a predicted model, not a curated record. The coding region runs from base 1 to 3855 and encodes 1284 amino acids. The transcript has 7 exons. Lineage: Eukaryota; Oomycota; Peronosporomycetes; Peronosporales; Peronosporaceae.